Messenger RNA from Oryza sativa Japonica Group (Japanese rice), 719 nucleotides. RefSeq lists its product as uncharacterized. The record is from RefSeq and is a predicted model, not a curated record. NCBI's taxonomy places the organism in Eukaryota, Viridiplantae, Streptophyta, Magnoliopsida, Poales, Poaceae.
AUGAAGCUGGAGGGUCCCAAGAGGGAGGAGGUGGUGGGGAUGAUGCGCGAUUGGGAGGCGAGGCUGGACGACCACAUCCUCGCCAAUAUCCGCAACAUCCACGCUCUGCGCACCCAUCAAGCUGGCUUCUUCAAUUGCGUGCUGAAUCGUUUGGGAGUGCCCAAGGGGGACUUAAGAGAUAAGUGGCUAUGGCGCUCCAACCUUACUGCCAUGUACUUCACCUCUUUUGCGCUUGGCUACCGCUCUACUCAACACAUCAUCAACAAGCAUAUACAAAGAUGCAUGAAGCCUAGCUAGGCACUUCUUCCCUGCCUUUUUAUUUCCAAACUGCCAGGCUGCCCCCUCUCUCUUAUGCCGAUUUAUUCACUUAAUUGCCUAGGAUCAUGCCGUCUUGUGUUAACCUGACUCCCCUUUUGCUACUGAUCGGAUCUAUCUCUUUGUGUUCUCUUAUGUUGUACUCCAGUAUGUCGUUGGUUGCUUCAUCAUUGCUACGUACUGACAAACCAUUCUGCUAUGUUAUGUUUCCAUCUUCUCCGUUACAUGUAUAACUAUAAUUAUGACCUCCCGUUUUGAUCAUCGAUACCACUCGGUCAGGCAGGACUUCAAAUUUCAGAUCCUUCGAUCAGGUGACAAUGACUUAAUUUCAUAUUUUUCUUGUAUUCGAUCACACUCCAUCUUACAGGAAACAAGUUAUUAAACAGUUUGUUCCGUACGUGUUU